AUGGCAGGCAUAGCAAAAUAUGCUUUUGCUUUGACCGUCUUUCUAGGAGGGCUUGCGUGUGGAAUUGGAGCUGCUCCUAGCAUACGGGUCAAAUCUGUGCGGCUGAGGCCCGAAAAGGAGGUCUAUCUGAGCGGCGAUGUCAUUUUCCACUGUGAAGUUGUCAAAGAUGAGAAUGGUUUUCAGUCGAUUAAAUCCGCUCCCCUGCAGGUGCGAUACCACAGGAAUGGAAAGGUUUGGAAAGACACGGGGUCUCCGAAGAGGAAUGUCCAACUGAUGUAUGUUGAUAAUACAGACAUGGUUGAUGUGGUCUGCUACAUUCAAACGCAGUCCACCCCAUCCAAAGUUAUAAAGUACAAAGCGGUUGAAAAGCCACCAGUGUUCGUUUUGGUGCCAAAUAAACCCACGUACGGCAUCGGUGAGCGCAUAAUGGCCUGCAGGAUCAUCCACACGGGGGGCAAUAUAGAGGAAAAUUGUCCCUUCUACAUGGAGGUGAUUGAUUCUAUCACGAAGCAGAUCAUCUGGGAUAGUAUUAGCUAUGUGAGAACCGCCGAGGUCCCUUGGAUCAUGCGCGAAUACAAAUCUCUGCUGCGGAUUACUUGCAAAGGAGGGGAAAUGGAGGUUGGACCAAAAACCAUAGAAGUUACAAGUGAGUGCACAAAAGUGAAUGCAUUUGGGCGGAGGCCGUUUAAAUGA
Messenger RNA from Dibothriocephalus latus, 693 nucleotides. NCBI's taxonomy places the organism in Eukaryota, Metazoa, Platyhelminthes, Cestoda, Diphyllobothriidea, Diphyllobothriidae. The record is from the annotation of a GenBank genome assembly.